AUGCCCCUGGACUUAGGCCUGCGCCUUCAGAUCCCGGAGGAGAUGGACUAUACAAAAGUUGGCGUGGUAGCCACCAUCCUCCAAGUCCUGGAGGGAUUUCCGGCGCAAACACGGGCCGUUGAGUGCGAUUGGUAUCUCCAGGUCUUACGAGAGAUGCUCCCCAGGGUCCUUGGUAUUGUCCGCAAGGGAUCAUUCCCGGUCCUGAGGCCCGUCCUUCAGUUCCAGGCGGAAAAUAAACCCCGGGUACAAGAUGUCCCCUAUGUGGUGGAGGGUGUCUAG
This is a messenger RNA of Penicillium cinerascens, 279 nucleotides long. RefSeq lists its product as uncharacterized. The coding region runs from base 1 to 279 and encodes 92 amino acids. The record is from RefSeq and is a predicted model, not a curated record. NCBI's taxonomy places the organism in Eukaryota, Fungi, Ascomycota, Eurotiomycetes, Eurotiales, Aspergillaceae. The transcript has a single exon.